AUGACUGGAUCACUGCUCGCGAAACGUGCAUUAUGGCGGUUGCGGGAUUCCCGGGGCAGCUCCUUAGGCGAAGAAAUAGCUACUGAAAACUCGAAACCGCGAAGGAAGAGCUUCUCAGGAGACGAGAACGCGGCUCGGCCGGAUGCUAAUGCAGGAAACAGCGGCAAUCCAGCCGAAGAUAGCGGGAUUGUAUUAAUCGCGGGCACGUGGCAAGUCGAGAAUGCAGGGAAAACGGCGGCGGAGCCAGGCGACAGGACUCCGGGAAAUGCGGGGGACGAGAACCCGCAAAAUGCGGCGGGAAGUUCGGCGGGAGGUUCGGAGCAGCGGGAGACGUUGGAGAUUAUGUUAGAGGAUGGGUUGCACAUGACUGUGGAACUUGACUCGGGCGAGCGGCUUCUUAACGAGCUGGGAUACAAACAGGAGCUGAAGCGACGCCUCGGCUUCGUCGAUGUGUUUUCUAUUGGCCUCUCCACCAUCAUUAUCUACGCUGGCGUUGUCCCGUUCUACGCCCAUACGUACGUCAACGGAGGCCCAGUGGCGCUCGUGUGGUACUGGUGGCUCACAGCUCUCUUCACUCACUGCGUCGCCCUCACCUUCGCGGAAGUCUCCUCCUCAUUCCCUGUGAGCCACGCCUUGGCCCAAAUCUUCACUCUAUUCUCACAUCACACCCAGCUCUGUGCCCUUCCUCCCCACCCUCCACUUAGCCAAUCCCAGGGCUGGUUGGAGUUCUUUGGCAUAUCUGUGGGGCUGGGCGGCGUGGCCUUCGGGGGGGUGCAGCUGCUACAGUACACCAUCUAUGCCGCUACAGGGGGUGCUAAUAACGGGGGCUACUUCCUCAGCAACUACGAGUGCUUUGGGAUCACAGCGGGCGUGCUUAUAAUGGGGGGACUGCUCACCUCGCUGCCCAUAAAAAUGAUUGGAAGACUCAACGUCUUCACUGCAGUCUGGCAGAUACUGCUCACACUCGUGAUCAUUGUGCUGCUGCCAUGUGUGGCUGUCACCACUCAACCUGCCUCCUUUGUCUUCACUCACUACCACGUGCAGCUCAAUCAGAGCCACCUACCUAAUGCGGCGUACGCCUUUGUGGUGGCGCUGCAGCUCUCACUCUACGGCCAGUACAGCUACGACACUGUAGCGCACAUGGCAGAAGAGACAAAGCACGCCGACCGCACGAUCCCGCUAGCCAUGGUCUCAUCCCUCUCGUGCGUGUGCGUGCUGGGGUGGGGGCUGCUCCUGUCGCUCACCUUCUGCAUCGAGAACAACGACCGGCUGCUGGGGACGGACAACGAGACGCGGGGCGAGUACCCGGUGGUGCAGAUCAUAUGGGACGUGUUCUUCAGCCGCUACGGCAGCGGCACAGGGGCGGUCAUCAUCCUCUGCUGCAUGUCCCUCGCCUUCUUCCUCGGUGUUGUCGGAGGGCUCACGGGCGCAUCCCGAGCGGCCUACUCCUUGUCGCGUGACUCAGGCCUCCCCUUCGCCUCCCUGUGGCGCCGGGUCAACCGCAGCCGCACGCCCAUCUACGCCGUGUGGCUCUGCUGCAGCAUCGCCAUCCUCUUCUCUCUCCCUCUCCUUGACGACUCCAUUACCUUCCAUUUCAUCACCUCGCUUGCGACCGUUGCAUGGGUCGGCAGCUAUGCGGUCCCCAUAUUCUUCCGCCUCAUUCAACGGGACGAGGACUUCGAGCCCGGGGCAUUCAACCUGGCUGACUAUAUCGGGCACACAGGCAGGCGACUCAUCAACCUCACAGCGCUCCUCUUCGUCAUCUACACCAUCGCAACGUUCCUGGUCCCUGUCGAUUUCCCCAUCACUCCGGCGAAUUUCAACUAUGCAUGUGUGGGAAUCGUGUGCCUCCAGGCGCAGCAGCAGGGGCACGGCGUAGCUGCCGACCCAUGCGACGGUGGCGAGGGAGGUGAUGGCGAAGAAGGUGGAGGGGGAGUGAAGGAGAGGCAGGGAGAAGAGGAUUGCAAUGGAGGAGAGGGAGAGCCGGGGGGAUGGGGGGAUGGUGGGUUUAGGGAAUGGGGAGAUAAACUGCAGGGUGGUGGCGACGCAUGGGAGGAUGAUGAUGAUGAUGAUGAUGAUGAUGAUGAUGAUGAUGAUGAUGAUGAUGAUGAUGAUGAUGAUGAUGAUGAUGAUGAUGAUGAUGAUGAUGAUGAUGAUGAUGAUGAUGAUGAUGAUGAUGAUGAUGAUGAUGAUGAUGAUGAUGAUGAUGAUGAUGAUGAUGAUGAUGAUGAUGAUGAUGAUGAUGAUGAUGCUGAUGAUGAUGAUGACUGCUGCCACUACCACAAUCUGAUUGGGGAGGGAUGA
Closterium sp. Yama58-4 is the source of this 2304-nucleotide messenger RNA. NCBI's taxonomy places the organism in Eukaryota, Viridiplantae, Streptophyta, Zygnematophyceae, Desmidiales, Closteriaceae. The record is from the annotation of a GenBank genome assembly.